This is a messenger RNA of Porites lobata, 9553 nucleotides long. The record is from the annotation of a GenBank genome assembly. Lineage: Eukaryota; Metazoa; Cnidaria; Anthozoa; Scleractinia; Poritidae.
GUUACAAGGGGUUACAGGGGUUACAAGAAGUUACAGGGAUUACAAGGGGUUACAAGGGAAUAUAGAGGGUUACAAGGGUUUACAGAGGGUUACAACGGGUUACAGGGGGUUACAAAAAAUUAUAGAAACUUUCUGCUAACUAGAACGUUCCCAGAUACUUUUACUUGGUCUAUUUUGCAUAAAAAUCAAAGUUGAAGAAAUCUCAAAUUUUUGACCAAAACGAUGGACUAACCCCUUUGGAAAAAUUCGAAUUUUGCGUUUUUCGUAAACAGUUGUUUUUAUAGUCUGUAAAGCCUUCUUUUUUAUCUAGAACGUUAGCAAACACUUUUUCUCGAUCUAUUUUUGAUAAACACAAAAGAUGAAAAAACUUCAACUUUUUGACCAAAAUCAUGGACUAUCCCCUUUGCAAAAAUGCCAGUUUUGCCUUCUUUUUAAAUCCGUGUUUAUAUUGUCUAGAAAGGCCUGCUUUCUAAAGAGAACGUCACCAAACACUUUUUCUGGGUGUAUUUUCCAUAAAACGAAACGUUAACAAAAUUUCAAAUAUUUGACCAAAACCAUGGACUAACCCCUUUGGAAAAAUGUCAAUUUUGUGGGUUUUUGAAACCGAUGUUUUCGUUGUUCAGAAAGGCUUGUUUGCUAUAUAAAACGUCUAAAAUAGUUUAUUGGCGAUUAAUUUUCACGAUCUAUGACAUGGGAAUACAGGGGGUUACAAGGGGUUACAGGGGGUUACAAGAGGUUACAGGGGGUUACAAGGGGUUACAAAGGGUUACAGGGGGUUACAAGGGGUUACAAGGCGUGACCGGGGGUUACAAGGGGUUACAGGGGGUUACAAAAAAUUAUAGAAACUUUCUGCUAACUAGAACGUUCCCAGAUACUUUUACUUGGUCUAUUUUGCAUAAAAAUCAAAGUUGAAGAAAUCUCAAAUUUUUGACCAAAACGAUGGACUAACCCCUUUGGAAAAAUUCGAAUUUUGCCUUUUUCGUAAACAGUUGUUUUUAUAGUCUGUAAAGCCUUCUUUUUUUAUCUAGAACGUUAGCAAACACUUUUUCUCGAUCUAUUUUUGAUAAACACAAAAGAUGAAAAAACUUCAACUUUUUGACCAAAAUCAUGGACUAUCCCCUUUGCAAAAAUGCCAGUUUUGCCUUCUUUUUAAAUCCGUGUUUAUAUUGUCUAGAAAGGCCUGCUUUCUAAAGAGAACGUCACCAAACACUUUUUCUGGGUGUAUUUUCCAUAAAACGAAACGUUAACAAAAUUUCAAAUAUUUGACCAAAACCAUGGACUAACCCCUUUGGAAAAAUGUCAAUUUUGUGGGUUUUUGAAACCGAUGUUUUCGUGGUUCAGAAAGGCUUGUUUGCUAUAUAAAACGUCUAAAAUAGUUAAUUGGCGAUUAAUUUUCACGAUCUAUGACAUGGGAAUACAGGGGGUUACAAGGGGUUACAGGGGGUUACAAGAGGUUACAGGGGGUUACAAGGGGUUACAAAGGGUUACAGGGGGUUACAAGGGGUUACAGGGGGUUACAAAAAAUUAUAGAAACUUUCUGCUAACUAGAACGUUCCCAGAUACUUUUACUUGGUCUAUUUUGCAUAAAAAUCAAAGUUGAAGAAAUCUCAAAUUUUUGACCAAAACGAUGGACUAACCCCUUUGGAAAAAUGUCAAUUUUGUGGGUUUUUGAAACCGAUGUUUUCGUUGUUCAGAAAGGCUUGUUUGCUAUAUAAAACGUCUAAAAUAGUUUAUUGGCGAUUAAUGUCACUAUUCCGCUUGUAAGAUACGCAUGCAAACGUCACGCAAGUAAAUAACGCACGCAGGCUAAGUAAACAACAACUCCAUGAUGGCGUAAUAAGGGGGGGACACAGCCCUGUGGCAGGUUAUAGCGACUUCGGGUUUUGCGCACAAAAUAACACAAGCCUUACUUGUCGCCCCACUACCGUGGGGUAGGACAAGAGUCUUGGCAAAGCCUUUCUUAUCUCCCCAGCGCCGCACAGGCUGGAUCGGACAAGAUUAAGGCAAAGGAAUAGCUCAAAAGAUGGCAAGACACAAGCAAUGCCAAAAGCUUGGGGGAAGUCGCAACGCAGACUUAACCGCACCACAAGGAGUGACCCCCCAAAAUUUAUUGAGACAAAACAUAACAACUACUCCUCCAAAGGGAGGGAGGGUGGGUAACAAAACUACUUUAAAUGAUUGCUUUCGUGCAAGCUAACCAAAUAAUGACUAGAAGUGGCAUUUGCAAAGCUUUAUAGUCAGACAGUGUCUCAAAAUACGGCCAAUAGGCACAGUUGUACUAUUAACUAUCUCAACUCAUCAUGACUAAGGUCUGGCCGUGAAUAGAACUGAAUAGGGCUUUGAAUACAGGGACCAAUCUUUGCGAAGGUAAGAAAAUAUACGAUGACAAACAUGCGACAACUCAGUGAGGUUCUAGCCAUGAAAAGCUUUUGUUUUCUGCUUAAAGAAUAGAGUGCUUUCAUUUAAUGAAUCGGGCUUUCAAGACAUCACCUAGCCUAAGACGAGACAGGCUUUCUCUGCCUACCCCCCUGGGGCUUCAUGCUCCAUUAACUGCAUUUACCCGCUGGUAAAUGUCUCAUUAAUGUCACUAUUUAAGAUACGCAUGCAAACGUCACGCAAGUAAAUAACGCACGCAGGCUAAGUAAACAACAACUCCAUGAUGGCGUAAUAAGGGGGGGACACAGCCCUGUGGCAGGUUAUAGCGACUUCGGGUUUUGCGCACAAAAUAACACAAGCCUUACUUGUCGCCCCACUACCGUGGGGUAGGACAAGAGUCUUGGCAGAGCCUUUCUUAUCUCCCCAGCGCCGCACGGGCUGGAUCGGACAAGAUUAAGGCAAAGGAAUAGCUAAAAAGAUGGCAAGACACAAGCAAUGCCAAAAGCUUGGGGGAAGUCGCAACGCAGACUUAACCGCCACAGAUGCAUGCAAUGCAAAACCCCAAGCAAAAACAAAACACUAAAUAAAGUUCCCUGACACGCGAGCCAUUUUGGGAACAGCAGAAAGCAAGACCGUUUCGGGAGUGCGAAUAUACAGCUGAUAACAGUCCGAGGACCAACGACCUAAAACUUUUAUUAACCAGUCUGGUAAGCCCGCAGCGGCCGCAGCAGACGCGGCGCCUAUACGGAAACUGUGACCUUUUAGACUCUCGUAUGGGAGUCCCGCACAGCGAGCAGAGUCCUGAAGUAAAUGCGUAACAGAGGACCGAGUGAGAAGCCGACCCGACUGAAAGUAAAAAAGGGGCCCAGGCCGAGGCUGGGCAAGCAGAAAAUACCGUUGCAUCGCGGAAACGGGGCACAAUAGAGAAGAGCACCGAGCGACAACGAGAUUGCCCCUGUCGAAAACUGUCAGUUUUAGAAGAUUUAAGUUUGAGAAGCAUGUGCUGCGGGGCAAGCCAGACUUGGUGAGAAAGUCACGCAAUCAGUGGUGAGGUUAAACUGAGAACUAAAACUACGUGCCCCGGGUACGUAAACUCGCUACAACGAAGAAAGGCAAAAAAGGCUAGGGUAAAUGCCGCCCAGAUCAUAGAAAAAUCCCGAUCAUCUAACCAGCUCUCAAGGACGGGACGGAUAGCUAACAGGACCCGGGGGUCACCGGCUGACGACUUAUACGAGAACACCCUGGUAACGAAGAAUGCCCCUUAAAAUCUUUUUUUAAAAGCAGCUUGCCCUGUAAGGGGUCAUUGUAACCUGAAACUAUAUGUAGAUUCCUGACGGCUGCUAAAUAUAUUUUGAUUGUGCAAUGUCGAACUGUGCGGGCUAAAUAAGACGCAAAAUAGAUAAGUGUCCCCUCCGACGCAGGUAAAAUAUCACCUGUUGGAGAUGUAAGUCUGUUCAUAAGACAAAAUGAGAUAAAACGCUUUUCUCCGGAUGUAUAGGUGCGUUUGGUGUUCCAUGAUAAGGCCCAGUUAGCAUACCGUUGAACUUCAUCCUUCAGAGGGUCAUGAACGAAGGAGGGAUGAAACAAGGGUCCGGUCGGCAUUGGGUGCGAGAUCCCUGAAGCGUUUGACCUGGAAACGUGAGAGGGCGUCAGCAAUUCCGUUAUCUACCCCGGAACGUGGCGGGCCCGUACCAAGAAGUUGUGUUUCAUAGAAAUGAGAACCAAAAACGGACCAGGUCCAUCACCCGGGGAGCUUUUGAGUGGCCAGAGUUGAUAAUAGCCACGACGCUUUCAUUGUCGCACCAAAAUUGAAGGCGUUUACCCGCAAAAUGGGGGUACCAGAGGGCGCAAGCGAUAACAAUAGGGAAGAGUUCUUGCCAUUCAAUGCUAAUCCCCGUCUUCUUGUUGAUAAGAAGGUGAGGCGGCCAGUGCCCUUGGAACCAUUUCCCAUUAAAAUACCCCCGAACCCAAUGGUGCUAGCUGCAUCUGUGUACAAUUCAAGGUCAGGGAGGAGGUAACAAAGGAAUCAAGGAAGAAGGACCGCCCGUUCCAUUGGGUGAGAAAAACUUUCCACAUAGUAAUAUCCCGUUGGAAUUGCUUGUUCAGACGGAUAUGGUGAAAACGGCUAGGAACACCCCUGGUGAGAUUGAUCAUGCGCUGGAGAAAGGUUCGCCCGGGGACCACUACUUUACAGGCAAAUUGCAAGGUGCCGAUAAGGGACUGGAGGUCCACUAGACGGGCUGAGCGGCGGGCACUAAAGGAAUCAAGGAGCUGACUAAUCCGAGCUAGCUUAUCCUCCGGCAGCCUAGCUUCCAUGCGGGUACUAUCGAGCACAAUCCCCAUAAAUUCCAAGACUUGGGGGGGCCCAGGGUUUUGGCUGCUACUAUUGGUACCCGGAGGGACGUGAACGCUUUUAAAAGGGUACUAAAGUUCUCUAAGCAGGUCAGCUUAGAAGACUCUGCGAUAAAGAAGUCGUCCAGGAUGUGGAUAACAUGGCCCAGGCCGUAGUUGUUUUUUAAGAUCCAUUCUAAGGCGUCAGAAAUUUGAUUAAAGAGGAAGGGUGAACUGCGGAGCCCGAAUGGGAGGUACAGAUCUACAUAGUAACGUGAUUGCCAAUAAAUACCCAACAGGUUCCAAUCAUCCGGGUGAAUAGGCAUAAUACGGAACGCCGAUUUAAGGUCGGUUUUAGCCAUGUACGCCCCGGGACCCAAGGACUUCAGAAUGCUUAUUGCGUCGUCUACCCGUACAUACUGAAGAGAAUAAGGGUCUUUUGGAAUAUGAUCAUUUACGCUGUCACCCGGGGGAUAGGAUAGGUGAUAGAUAGUGCGCCAUUCCGUGGAGUGCUUUUUUGGCACCACGCCGAUAGGGUGGCACUGGAAAUUGGGGAGUGGGGGCGAGAGAAAGGGGCCUGCAACUCUACCCAACGACAUUUCCUUACUUAAAUUCGCGGAAAUAACCUCGGGGUGUUGGGAAGCGGAGAUCAAGUUAUUGGAUACCCGGAAUUUUUGGGGACCAAGGUAACCGAUACGAGUCCCGUACCUGAGGGCAUUAACUAAGUUAUCAACAAAAGAUCGAUUAGGGUGAUUAACUAAUUCAAGCGCUAAUUUAUCUACAUCGAGAGAGGUGGACACUGUUGGUCUCUGCUUCCGCUGGCACUGUUCCACUUUAUUUUUUGCUGCGAUCGCCCGGGGUUGCUGAUUUGGUGCCUGUGGCAUGCUGUCUGGAGCUGGGGCAAUUGAAGAGUGCGUGACUGCUGGAUCCACAGCGGCGGCAAUUGUGGGGGAAGUAACAGGUACGUCGCUGACACCCUGAGGGUUUGUUGUAAUCGAAGCAAACGAGGGCAGACCGGCGAGGCUUUUGCUGGGUUCCUGGUGGGGGCAGUCAUCAGAUUGAUGGUACGGGCUAGAGCAUAUAGAACAAUGGGGCUUAGCGGUACCCGUAAAGGUCACCGUCCAAAGUUCGAUAUCUAUCCUAUCCCAUGCGAUGGUAAGAUCGCGAGCUGCGCGGCGUCUAAAGUGCUCAUCGUAUGUGUACCACGCUAAGCCCUUGAACUUAGUUACUGCGCGACUAAUGAUCUGCUGAUACUUUAUGAGCUCCACCGCCCGGUUGGGGUAGGCCGUGACGAUUACCAGCAUGUAAGCCAUAAACGCGUCCAACCAUUUUUGAAAAGAGUCUACAACUGGUUUCUUGCGCUUAACAACAGUAAGCGGGGAGCCCAAGGAGCCUGGGGCGAGUCCUCGUAACGCAAUUGGAGGGCGGGGGUCUGGGUCUGGUACAGUGUUUCUGGCAAAAGCAAAGAGAAAUCAACGUACUCACCGCGGAGUAUUUUAUCCUCGAGUGUCUUGUCCAAGGGACGAUUGAGGCCGUUCGGAGAGACCACAGAAGGAACACGAGGACUUGGUGUGCUGGAAAACGCGGGAGCAGGCGGGAUAACGUCGUUGUGUGGGAGCGAUUGAAACACUGCUUGAACAGUCGACGAAACGGUGUCCUGGAUCGCCGCUAGUUGAGCCGGGGUAAAAACAGCGUCACACAACUCCAUGGGUUCCAUUGGUUCUGCGUUUAAAUCGACCAAAAAGGUCGCUUGUGGCGGACUCCUCCUCCUCUGGGAAGUGGUCCAAGACUUCAUCUCGGUCUUGAGGUUCGGAAGGCAAGUUGGACGAGGCGGAUUGACAAUUGAGACUCCGUGCGGCCUGUUUGGAGCGCUUCGACGAGGUUGGUGACCUCUUGGCCACUCGACCAUCAGCCCGUUUGGUUCGCGUGGGUGCAGAGAGCUGGCGGGUUCCAUUCGCUGAACGAAGCCUUUCGACCAAGCGAGCGUGGUUUCCCGUGACAGGAAGAUUCAGUUGUUGCAAACGAAGCCGGAGUACUUCGCUGGAAAGCUUUGAAAGGUCGGUACUUGGACGCGAUGUCGCGGGCUGGGAACGUGGACGAGCCAUAACAAAGCUACUUUAAAUGAUUGCUUUCGUGCAAGCUAACCAAAUAAUGACUAGAAGUGGCAUUUGCAAAGCUUUAUAGUCAGACAGUGUCUCAAAAUACGGCCAAUAGGCACAGUUGUACUAUUAACUAUCUCAACUCAUCAUGACUAAGGUCUGGCCGUGAAUAGAACUGAAUAGGGCUUUGAAUACAGGGACCAAUCUUUGCGAAGGUAAGAAAAUAUACGAUGACAAACAUGCGACAACUCAGUGAGGUUCUAGCCAUGAAAAGCUUUUGUUUUCUGCUUAAAGAAUAGAGUGCUUUCAUUUAAUGAAUCGGGCUUUCAAGACAUCACCUAGCCUAAGACGAGACAGGCUUUCUCUGCCUACCACCCUGGGGCUUCAUGCUCCAUUAACUGCAUUUACCCGCUGGUAAAUGUCUCAUUAAUUUUCACGAUCUAUGACAUGGGAAUACAGGAGGUUACAAGGGGUUACAGGGGGUUACAAGAGGUUACAGGGGGUUACAAGGGGUUACAAAGGGUUACAGGGGGUUACAAGGGGUUACAAGGGGUGACAGGGGGUUACAAGGGGUUACAGGGGGUUACAAAAAAUUAUAGAAACUUUCUGCUAACUAGAACGUUCCCAGAUACUUUUACUUGGUCUAUUUUGCAUAAAAAUCAAAGUUGAAGAAAUCUCAAAUUUUUGACCAAAACGAUGGACUAACCCCUUUGGAAAAAUUCGAAUUUUGCGUUUUUCGUAAACAGUUGUUUUUAUAGUCUGUAAAGCCUUCUUUUUUCUCUAGAACGUUAGCAAACACUUUUUCUCGAUCUAUUUUUGAUAAACACAAAAGAUGAAAAAACUUCAACUUUUUGACCAAAAUCAUGGACUAUCCCCUUUGCAAAAAUACCAGUUUUGCCUUCUUUUUAAAUCCGUGUUUAUAUUGUCUAGAGAGGCCUGCUUUCUAAAGAGAACGUCACCAAACACUUUUUCUAGGUGUAUUUUCCAUAAAACGAAACGUUAACAAAAUUUCAAAUAUUUGACCAAAACCAUGGACUAACCCCUUUGGAAAAAUGUCAAUUUUGUGGGUUUUUGAAACCGAUGUUUUCGUUGUUCAGAAAGGCUUGUUUGCUAUAUAAAACGUCCGAAAUAGUUUAUUGGCGAUUAAUUUUCACGAUCUAUGACAUGGGAAUACAGGGGUUUACAAGGGGUUACAGGGGGUUACAAGAGGUUACAGGGGGUUACAAGGGGUUACAAAGGGUUACAGGGGGUUACAAGGGGUUACAAGGGGUGACAGGGGGUUACAAGGGGUUACAGGGGGUUACAAAAAUUAUAGAAACUUUCUGCUAACUAGAACGUUCCCAGAUACUUUAAUUGGUCUAUUUUGCAUAAAAAUCAAAGUUGAAGAAAUCUCAAAUUUUUGACCAAAACGAUGGACUAACCCCUUUGGAAAAAUUCGGAUUUUGCGUUUUUCGUAAACAGUUGUUUUUAUAGUCUGUAAAGCCUUCUUUUUUUAUCUAGAACGUUAGCAAACACUUUUUCUCGAUCUAUUUUUGAUAAACACAAAAGAUGAAAAAACUUCAACUUUUUGACCAAAAUCAUGGACUAUCCCCUUUGCAAAAAUGCCAGUUUUGCCUUCUUUUUAAAUCCGUGUUUAUAUUGUCUAGAAAGGCCUGCUUUCUAAAGAGAACGUCACCAAACACUUUUUCUGGGUGUAUUUUCCAUAAAACGAAAUGUUAACAAAAUUUCAAAUAUUUGACCAAAACCAUGGACUACCCCCUUUGGAAAAAUGUCAAUUUUGUGGGUUUUUGAAACCGAUGUUUUCGUUGUUCAGAAAGGCUUGUUUGCUAUAUAAAACGUCCGAAAUAGUUUAUUGGCGAUUAAUUUUCACGAUCUAUGACAUGGGAAUACAGGGGGUUACAAGGGGUUACAGGGGGUUACAAGAGGUUACAGGGGGUUACAAGGGGUUACAAAGGGUUACAGGGGUUACAAGGGGUUACAAGGGGUGACAGGGGUUACAAGGGGUUACAGGGGUUACAAAAAAUUAUAGAAACUUUCUGCUGACUAGAACGUUCCCAGAUACUUUUACUUGGUCUAUUUUGCAUAAAAAUCAAAGUUGAAGAAAUCUCAAAUUUUUGACCAAAACGAUGGACUAACCCCUUUGGAAAAAUCCGAAUUUUGCGUUUUUCGUAAACAGUUGUUUUUAUAGUCUGUAAAGCCUUCUUUUUUAUCUAGAACGUUAGCAAACACUUUUUCUCGAUCUAUUUUUGAUAAACACAAAAGAUGAAAAAACUUCAACUUUUUGACCAAAAUCAUGGACUAUCCCCUUUUCAAAAAUGCCACCUUUGCCUUCUUUUUAAAUCCGUGUUUAUAUUGUCUAGAAAGGCCUGCUUUCUAAAGAGAACGUCACCAAACACUUUUUCUGGGUGUAUUUUCCAUAAAACGAAACGUUAACAAAAUUUCAAAUAUUUGACCAAAACCAUGGACUAACCCCUUUGGAAAAAUGUCAAUUUUGUGGGUUUUUGAAACCGAUGUUUUCGUUGUUCAGAAAGGCUUGUUUGCUAUAUAAAACGUCCAAAAUAGUUUAUUGGCGAUUAAUUUUCACGAUCUAUGACAUGGGAAUACAGGGGGUUACAAGGGGUUACAGGGGGUUACAAGAGGUUACAGGGGGUUACAAGGGGUUACAAAGGGUUACAGGGGGUUACAAGGGGUUACAAGGGGUGACAGGGGGUUACAAGGGGUUACAGGGGGUUACAAAAAAUUAUAGA